This is a messenger RNA of Gadus chalcogrammus (walleye pollock), 3944 nucleotides long. It is a transcript of the gene deptor, whose product is annotated as DEP domain containing MTOR-interacting protein. The record is from RefSeq and is a predicted model, not a curated record. Gene Ontology annotation, molecular function: protein binding. The transcript has 10 exons. Lineage: Eukaryota; Metazoa; Chordata; Actinopteri; Gadiformes; Gadidae. Gene Ontology annotation, biological process: intracellular signal transduction. Bases 321 to 1532 code for a protein of 403 amino acids.
UGUGAAUUAGUGAGCGGUGGGUGAAAAGCAUGUAUUCAUCCUGUGGGUGGGAAAAACACACACGACGUAAUGUAUUAGUCAGCGGUUAGACUGCUUUUUAAAACAGUUCAUUAACAUGAACCGCAUUGUGUCUACACUGUAAAAAAAAAAGAAGUUGCUGCUCCGUUUAUUUGCCUGGUUUCAAUGGAAUACUGCAAAUGUUUCAUUGGCAAACAGGACUGCUAUAGCUGUCACUUGUGAGCGUGUGCAUUGCUUCAAUCGUGGUCUGGAAUGUAAUAUAUCCUAAUCCAGAAGUUAUACUGAAGACGACUUAUCUUCCGAUGGUACUGCAAAGAGAAAUAAUGGAUGGGAUCGGCAACACGAUGCAAAAGAAGGCUGCCGAGCUGGAGCGCAUGGCCGAGGUGCUGGUCACUGGAGAACAGCUGAGGCUGCGGCUCCACGAAGCGAAGGUGAUCAAAGAUCGUCGACACCACCUAAGAACCUACCCCAACUGUUUCGUUGCCAAGGAGCUCAUCGAUUGGCUAAUGGAACACAAGGAGGCCUCGGACAGAGACACGGCCAUCAGGAUCAUGCAGAAGCUGCUGGACCAGAGCAUCGUUCACCACGUAUGUGACGAGCACAGGGAAUUCAAAGACCUGAAAUUGUUUUACCGCUUCCGGAAAGAUGAUGGGACCUUCCCCUUGGACCAUGAGGCCAAGGUCUUUAUGAGGGGACAGAGGAUUUAUGAGAAGCUGAUGAACAUGGAGAACAACCUAUUGCAGACCAGGGAGGAGGAGGACGGGGCCUAUGAACAGACCUUGGUGGCCUCCGAGUUCAUCGAUUGGCUGCUGCAGGAGGGAGAGAUCGCGACCAGACAGGAGGCAGAGCAGCUAGGCCGGAGACUUCUAGAACACGGCAUCAUCCAACACGUGAGCAACAAGCACCACUUCAGCGACGGGCCCCUGCUGUACCAGUUCAGGAUGAACUUCCGCCGGCGCAGGCGGCUGAUGGAGCUGCUGGCCGAGCGCGGCCGGAUCCCAGAGAGCCACGACAGCCCCUUUUGCCUGCGCAAGCAGAACUCCGACGGGGGCAACACCAGCUUCCUCUCUGUGAGCCCCACCAAGGAGAUCAAGGUGGUGGUGGGGGCGCGGCGCAGCAGCAUGAGCAGCAGCUGUGGCUCCAGCGGUUACUACAGCAGCAGCCCCACCCUCAGCAGCAGCCCCCCGGUCCUCUUCAACCCCAAGUCUGUCUUGAAGAGACAAAUCAGCCCCGAGGAACUCCAGGCCCCGGGAGGAGCUUUCACAAAGAAGACUGUCACUAUCGUGGGGGACGCGGUGGGCUGGGGCUUCGUGGUGCGGGGCACCAAGCCGUGCCACAUCCAGGCGGUGGACCCCAGCGGGCCGGCGGCAGCGGCCGGGAUGAAGGUGCGUCAGUUCGUGGUGUCGGUGAACGGCCAGAGCGUCCUCUCCCUGGACUACCGCACCGUCAGCGACCUCAUCCUCACCGGCCCCCGCACCGUGGUGAUGGAGGUGAUGGAGGAGCCGUCCUGCUGAGAGAUGGCCGACGGGGAUGUCGUGGCAGGCAGCACUUCUGGUGGUUCAAGGGAGCAACCUUUGGCAAAACCUUCUGGACUAAAAGUUAUGGACCACCAUAAUCGUUUUUUUCCCAGAAUGCUAUAUUUUUCAAGAAACGCUGGCGCAUGAAGGUGUAUUUAGACGGUAAAAAAGACCCGCCAAACCAGGUAACUUUAUAAAUCACCAUAAACAAUGAGGUAAAAGGCUGGUGUCUCUUUAAUGGCCGUAAAUGGUCACAGAAGGCCAUACAAUGUUGCUCAUUGUGUUCCUCUCUAAGAAUGGAGAUUCAUAGAAAACCUCCAUAGCCUUUUCUUUGUAUUCUGUGGUUCACUCUCUCAGAAGGUGCAUUUCCUGCCGCCUCCCCCUCUCUGUGAUUGGUGGUACUCAAAACCGUAAGUUCUCAUUCACUUUUCAGGGUGGAAAGGUUGAGUUGACCUUCCCUCAGAAAAAGGAAAACUGGCUCCACACUGCCCUCUGCUGGGCAUAUACACAAACAGGGAGGAGGUGUGAUCUGACGGUUCCGCUUUUUAUUGAAGCUUGUCACCAAAUGUAUCGCACUCCGGAAAACACUGAUUGGUUUUGGGGAGUUUCCACAAAAGCUCCGAAGAUAUUUCCACUCUCGGAGUCAAUCCCAAGUAUUAAUCCUGAAGGGACGAUGUAUUAGAAUAGAGACCGAAGGAAUCCCUUCAUAUUGAGACAUGGCAUACUAUUUUGACAUGAUAAUCUUCUAAUCAAUUUAUAAAAGACGUCCAUACAGAAAGACCUAAAGCACUUAAUCCAAAAGAAAAAAAUCUCUGAAAACUUGGUUAUGUGAAUUUUUGGAGCAGAUUUGUAAAGUAGUUAUACAUAGUUGAUGUGGUUCCUUUUUAUAUAAACUUUAAUCGGUGAAGAAAUGUAUGGUUUUAUACGAUAUUAUUAGUUCUCCUAUGCCAUUCAUUUAAUUUCCUCCAAUAUUAUCUGUCCUUGUAUGUUGGGCACUUUCAAAUACAUUGGUUUAAAAUCUGCAGUGCAAUAUAUUUUUUUUCAUACAGGUUUGUAAAAAAGAUCUCCUAUCCUUGAUUGUGGUAGGCUUGCAAGCCAAUAAUCCCCCACACAAAAAAUAAUCUAAAAUAUCUGAAUCUGAAAGCUUUUGUGGGACAGAUUUUUGUUUUGAAACAAAGCACUUAAAAGUCAAUUUUGCAUUUCAGGUAAUUGGCUGGCUAUAAUUAGAUAAUUAUUGUAUCCAAUAUUCAAUUCUGACUGUUAGGAUGAAUAUAUGUAAACGUGUCAUUGGAGCAUAACAAAAUCUUUCUAUAUAUUCAAAAGCUUCCUAAAGUUGAUUGGUCUUGAUAAACACCAUGUAGACAGAGCUUUUUUUAUGUUUUUUUAUUUUUAUUUUUGAAUUAGCAUUAGCUCCCAGUGUCAUGCUGCGGCUAUUAGCAUCGUUGUAGCGUAUUUUUUGUAUGUUCAUUAGCAUUUCCUUUAAUCAUUCAGGGGGACGAAUUCAUCUCCAACUGGAUUUAAGAAUUUGACGGGAAAUAAAGCAAUUAUUUGUUGAUGGUAAUAACGGAUUCCUCCCAUAGUGGGGGUUCGGAGCACAGGAGGGGUACAGAAGGACUUCUGCAAUUUAUGAUUCAGGUAGAUUAUUUUUUUUCCGUUUUUUUGCUUUUAAUUCAAAUCCAACUAUGUAUGUGAGGUGCGCAAAUACACUGUACAAGCUAUUCAUUGGACCGUUUAAUGUUUUGGUUGUUUAAUGUUUGCUGAUGCCAAACCCGUCCUCCAUUUUGUUACAGCUGUUGCCAUACAUUCCAGAAUAUUCUGGUUAAAGUUCCACAAAUCGCAACACUCUGCUUUUGCGGUUUUACCAAUGCUAACCUAUUUGAAGUUUAUCUUUUGUUUAAGUUUGCUCUGUAGUUGGUUCUGAUGAUUUUUAUAAUUGCUGAGGCAUACCUUUUUUAAUGAUGAAAGGAGUUGAUUUGUUUGUUAUUGUCUAACCCUAUGAGAGAAAUAUCACUGAUAUGAUUUUGGAUUAUUCUUUACUAGAAUAGUUGUGUGAAUGCAACCUGUGCAUAGCAUACUGCGAGCAAUUCAUUCAUGAAUGGUAAAGACAUUAAACCAGUAGUUUGAGAGACUUUUGAAAUGAGAACAUCCACAUUUAAAACUUAACAUUGGUUUUUCAUGCUAAAAAGUGGAUCUAAUUUUUUAUUUUGGAUCAUUCAUGUAAAAUAAGCUUUUUGGAAGUAGUAUUUAGUUUGUUCAUUGCUGGGUUACUGUAGUUUGGAGAGCUAUCAGAUAUAUUGCUAUAAGCUUGAGAACAUUUGCCUUAAGAAAUCCUAAUUUGCUGCUAGUUAGUGUUGAUCUACACUUCUCUCUCUCUCUCUCUCUCUCUCUCUCUCUCUCUCUCUCUCUCUC